This is a messenger RNA of Apis dorsata (giant honeybee), 1526 nucleotides long. It is a transcript of the gene Cth, whose product is annotated as putative cystathionine gamma-lyase 2. Gene Ontology annotation, molecular function: cystathionine gamma-lyase activity; pyridoxal phosphate binding. Gene Ontology annotation, cellular component: cytoplasm. The transcript has 8 exons. Bases 127 to 1272 code for a protein of 381 amino acids. The record is from RefSeq and is a predicted model, not a curated record. Lineage: Eukaryota; Metazoa; Arthropoda; Insecta; Hymenoptera; Apidae. Gene Ontology annotation, biological process: transsulfuration.
AUUCUUAUAUCAUCUUCUUUGCCACGUGCAAUGUUUAAGAGAAGAUAAAUACAUAUUUGAAUAUUUUGUAGUAUAUAUAUUAAUAAUUGUAGUAUAUAUUAAUAAAAUAAUUAAAAAAAAAUAAUAAUGGAGCAAGGCUUUUCUACAAAAGCUAUUCAUGCUGGACAAGAUUCAUUACAAUGGAAUGACUGUUCAGUAGUACCUCAUAUUACAUUAUCCACUACUUUUCAACAAGAUGGACCUGGGCAACCUAGAACUUUUAUUUAUGGAAGAAGUGGCAAUCCUACAAGAAAUGUUUUACAAACAUGUUUAGCUGCUUUAGAAGAUGGAAAACAUGGAUUUGUUUUUUCAUCAGGUUUAGGUGCUACAACAGUUUUAAUUUCACUAUUAAAUGCAGGAGAUCAUAUUAUAUCUGGAGAUGAUAUUUAUGGUGGAACUAAUCGUUUUUUCAAAAAUUGUUUAAAAAAUAUUUCAGUAACAUUUGUAGAUAUGAUAGACAUAAAUAAUAUCAUAACCAAUAUACAACCAAAUACAAAGAUGAUUUGGUUAGAGACACCAACUAAUCCUUUACUUAAAGUAAUUGAUAUUGAAGCAGUUACUCAAGCAGUGAAGCAAGUAAAUUCUGAAAUUCUUGUAAUAGUAGACAAUACUUUUCUAACAUGUUAUUAUCAAAAACCAUUAAAGUUAGGUGCAGAUAUUGUAAUAUAUUCUUUAACAAAGUAUAUGAAUGGACAUUCAGAUGUUAUUAUGGGUGCAGCAAUUACAAAUAGAGAAGAUAUUGCAAAUAGACUUCGAUUUUUACAAAAUGCUAUGGGUGUUGUUUCAUCACCUCUAGAUUGUUUCUUGGUUAAUCGUAGUUUAAAAACUCUAGAACUUAGAAUGCAGCAACAUAUGAAAAAUGGGCUUGCAGUUGCAGUAUUUUUACAAUCACAUCCAUGUGUAGAAAAAGUAAUUCAUCCAUAUUUACCAUCACACCCACAGCAUGAAAUUGCUAUUAGACAAACAUCUGGUCAUAGUGGAAUGGUUUCAUUUUAUUUAAAAGGUGACUCUAGUAAAUUUCUAAAGGCAUUAAAGAUAUUUACAUUAGCAGAAUCACUUGGUGGUUAUGAAUCUCUUGCUGAAUUGCCAUCUGUUAUGACUCAUGCUUCAAUUCCUGAAGAAACUAAAGAAAUGUUAGGUAUUAAUGAUAAAUUGAUUCGUUUGUCUGUUGGUCUUGAAACUGAAAGGGAUAUUUUGGCUGAUCUUGAUCAAGCUCUUAAAGCUAGUCAAUAAAUGUUUUAAUUUUAUAUGCAUAUUCAUAGUGUUGAAUUGCUAGUAUAAAUAACAUAUAUGUUAAUAUGAUAUAUUAUAUUUGGUGCAUAAUUAUUGUGGCUUUUUUUCAACAAAUUUUAUUCAACAAAAACAAUAUUUAAUAAAAACAUCUUUAAAUGAUUAUUCUGAAGCAUAUUCACCAUCUACUUCAAUUACUAUUUUCCAUUUGCUUGACAACCGGUCAAUUUCAUGGGUGAAGAAAUUUCUGUUCUUAG